Perca flavescens (yellow perch) is the source of this 6237-nucleotide messenger RNA. RefSeq names its product trafficking protein, kinesin binding 1a (gene trak1a). The transcript has 16 exons. The record is from RefSeq and is a predicted model, not a curated record. Gene Ontology annotation, biological process: vesicle transport along microtubule; endosome to lysosome transport; protein targeting. Gene Ontology annotation, cellular component: dendrite; cytoplasmic vesicle; mitochondrion. Gene Ontology annotation, molecular function: myosin binding; GABA receptor binding. Bases 209 to 3544 code for a protein of 1111 amino acids. NCBI's taxonomy places the organism in Eukaryota, Metazoa, Chordata, Actinopteri, Perciformes, Percidae.
CUGUCUUUCUCUGUGUCUUUUACACCCAGUGCCGUCCUCUAAAACUUUUAGCACCCUCUUUUCUUUUUCCUGUCCCACACCCCCAACUCUCUCUCUCGCUCUCUUUCUCUCCUCUCCGUGGUAUUUCUUGCGACCUUGCCUUCGCCUGGUCCAUCGGAAAAUGUGAUUGGAGGGCAGUGGAGUUGGUGGUUGUCGGGCUUCAGGCACCAUGAAUGUGUGUAACAGCACUGAUUUGCCGGAGCUUGAGAUUAUCAGCUUAUUGGAGGAACAGCUGCCAGUCUACAAGCUGAGGGCCGACACCAUCUUCGGCUACGACCAAGAUGAUUGGCUGCACACGCCACUGGUGGACCCCAACUCUUCCCUCGACCUGACUACUGAACAGAUAGAGGAGACCCUCAAAUACUUCUUACUGUGUGCUGACCGAGUGGGCCAGAUGACGAAGACCUAUAGUGACAUUGAUGCUGUCACUCGACUGCUGGAAGAGAAAGAGCGCGACUUGGAGUUAGCAGCUCGCAUUGGCCAGUCACUUCUGAAGAAAAACAAAGCCCUCAGUGAGAGGAACGAACUGCUGGAGGAGCAAGUAGAGCACAUACGAGAGGAGGUCUCUCAGUUGCGUCACGACUUGUCCAUGAAAGAUGAGCUGUUACAGUUCUAUACCAGUGCUGCCGAGGAAAGUGAGGGGGAGUCUACCACCUCCACACCUGUCCGUCCCAGUGAAAACAAUGUGUCAACUCCAAUUGUUUUCCCCCUGGACUCGUUGCAGAAGAAACUCAAAGAUCUGGAAGAAGAAAACAAAUCUUUGCGAUCUGAGGCCAGUCAUUUGGAGACAGAAACUAUCUCCUAUGAGGAGAAAGAGCUGCAACUUGUCAACGACUGCGUCAAAGAACUACGUGAUGCCAACGUGCAGAUUUCCUCUCUGGCUGAAGAGCUGGCUAGGAGGACUGAAGACGCCUCCAGACAGCAGGAGGAGAUCACACACCUCCUCUCCCAGAUUGUAGAUCUCCAGAAGAAGGCCAAGAUGUAUGCCGUGGAGAACGAGGAGCUGACUCAGCACUUAGGUGCAGCCAAAGACGCCCAGCGACAACUCACUGCGGAAUUGCGAGAGUUACAAGAUAAGUAUGCAGAGUGCAUGGAGAUGCUGCACGAGGCUCAGGAGGAGCUGAAGAACCUGAGAAAUAAAACUCUACCGCUCAGCACACCGAGGCGUUUCCAUUCUCUGGGUCUGUUCCCAAUGGACUCUCUGGCAGCAGAAAUAGAGGGCACCAUGAGGAAGGAACUUCAGAUGGAUGAUCCAGAUGUAGAAGAACAGAGACUACACCCAAAGCGAGUGUUCCAGACAGUGAAAAACCUGAACCUGAUGCGUCAGCAGCGUUCAUCGCUAGCCCCCUCCCCCCUCAACAUCCCAGGCUCCAAUCAGACAUCAUGCCUCACCUCAGGGCUCUCCAGCAGGGUGGGCACGCCACGCUGCAACUCCAUAUAUGGCAGCGAGAUGGGAAGUGGGAUCAUCCUGGACAAUCGGACUAGCAGUAUCCUGGAGGGUCCAGAUGAUGGGUCAGAGGACUCUAACAAGCGGACCCCUGGAACCCCAGGGACACCGGGCAGCAGGGACCUGGAGGCAGCCCUGCGACGUCUGUCUCUCCGCCGAGACAACUACCUCUCAGAAAAACGCUUCUUCGAGGACGAGCGGGCGAGAAAGCAGGCUUACUUGGCCAAAGAGGAAGAAAAGGGAGGUGAAGGAAGUAGUGGAGGCCUGGCGACACCGACGGAGAGCCUGUUGUCGCUGUGCUCGCAUCCCUCCUUAGGAAGCGCCUGGUCGGGGUACUCAUUCACAGCCAGAUCCUACCUGCCGGAUAAGCUGCAAAUUGUAAAGCCACUAGAAGGCUCUGCUACUCUCCAUGCAUGGCAGCAACUGGCUCAACCCCACAUGGGAGCUCUGCUUGAUCAUCGGCCUGGUGUGGUCACAAAGGGCUUCUGCACUUUAGCACACGAGCAGGAACAGGAAGACGGCUGGCACCUGGACCAACCAGAGGAGGACGAAGUUUCAUGUGACUCAUUCACUGGCUUAUCAGAAGAGAGCUCUGUUCCCAUGGACAGGCCUUGCUCUACCUCUUCUCCCUUUGUUUGCUGCAUCAACAAUGGAGACGUUGAUGACCGAAGCCAAUCGGAUACAUUGCAAGGAGACGUAUGCAGGGCAAGAGAAGCGAUUCAAGUCAAAGCUGGACAUGUUGCAAACAUGCCUCUUUCCUUCUCCUGCCCCUCCCCUUCCCCUUCUUCUUCUCCUCCUCCUCCUCCUCCUCUCCCCUCUUCUUCCGAGAUGAAUGGGCACGUGGACCUCAAGGAGCUCCAGGCCUUACAGCCCGCCACAGUGGACCGUUUGUCUGUUAAUUACCCAGGGAAGUGUAUGUCCCAUACUAGCUCUACAUACACCUUCACCACCUGCAGGAUUCUCCACCCCUCUGAUCAGCUGACCUCUGUGUCACCAAGCUCAGCUCUUGCUUCUUGUCAGAGCAGUGCUUGCAUCGGCACCCCUACCACCACCUCCUCUCCUAUACCCUUCUCUGCCCCACAUACACCUUCCUACACCCCCUGCUGCACCCCACGUCGCCUCUCCCUCUCCCUCUCACUAGCCGAGUCCUCCACCAACCUUAGGGACUCCACCAAGACCACCAGCACUUCCCUUGGCCUGGUGCGCCUCCUGCUGGAGCAUGGGAUUUCUGCCUCAGUGUAUGACCCCCGCAGCUGGGACCGAGGUUUCGAUGCCAGCGGAGCUUCAACGCCUGUGGGAGGAAUGCAGACGCGAAGGAGCACCGACACGCCAGAGGAGACUGAACACAGACGAGUGGAGAAACGCCCAGACAGCCUCCUCUUCCAGCCCUCCACCCCACCCAACUCUCCUCUUUCUAAAUCUGCCUUUUCUACCACCACCCAUCCAGCUUUUCAGUUCAGCCCUUCCACUGAUGACCCGCCAUUUUAUGACACCUUCCUCGCCUCGAAGCCGGCUCGUACCAUUCUGAGGGAAGUGCUGGGGGAGGCGGAGAGGGAGCGAGGGGGGCAAACCAAUGAUGACAGCCAAACAGAGAAGCUGAACCUGCGACUUGUGGACAAACUAAAACGUUUCCGCACCCUCUCCCAUCAUGCUGGUUCUGUUCCAUCUGGGAGUACUCUGUUAGCCCCCUUUGGCUCUACUGGACUGGGGAACAGUGCACUGGGUGGGGGGCUUCCAGGUUUGAAUGCAGGGCUGAGGAGGAAUCGAAGCUAUCCUGCCAUGGUAGGGGCCAGUAUGGCUAUGAAAGACCCAGGAGGCCCCCCCAGCGCAGAGAUGGUCAUACCACAUAUGAUGCAAACCCCACAUACCCAGCACACAGUGCACACACAGGAAAUGGACAAAAUGCAAAGAAAUCACACACGGGCCAUACCACAGACGCUACAUGAACUAGAAAUGGUCACACCACAGACGAUAAAACCGAGACGCACCGGGCCAAGCGACGGAUUGUGGUAUUUAACAUGCAAUGACCAACACAGUGACGACGAAACUGGGACAUAAUAGGAGAUAUUCAAAACCAAAUAACCUACAUGACUAUAUAGAUGUCCUUUAGCUAUAGAGUAUGCCCAGACCAAACAGAGUGAUGAGCAGUGCAGCCCACCUACAGACUCAACUAAACAGUCUCUCCUAACCAGUAAGACUCUGUAUUUCAACAAUCAUCAGUAAACUGAAUUAAAUGGUGGUGAAUAAGUAGUCUCUGACACUGUUACACUGUGUUAUAUCCAUAUACUGUCAGACCGGAAAAUGAUGGAGUAUGUUGCCUUCCUCUGUGUCCAUUGUAAUUGUAUAUUGUAUAUGCAAUAUAUUGUGUCAUAUAAUGUUAAAGGCCCAAUCUGGUGGAAGUACUGCAGAGCCCCUUUUUAGUCUCAUGUCCCUUCUCAACCUGUCUGAGUGCAGUGAAUUUUGAAAGUACAGUACUGGCCCGAAAUAUAAGUUUUUUUUCUUCAGAUUAUUUAUGAAGACAUUGUAGGGUGUAUAUUCCAGGACUACACAGUUAUGCGUUCACUCAGAUGUUACUGUUACUGCACUUUAAGGCUGUGUCAUGGGUCGUCUGUAGCUUUAAUGUUGCUAAGCUAGCAAAUUUCUACAGUGGUACUGCAACACAAAUCUCCAGAAAGCAUUAACGACCAUCAUAAAAUGACACAUCUGUAGUCUGUCUUUUUGAAUUAAAUGUUUGUAAAAAGUGCACAAGGGGAAUAUUUUGUAUGUCAUGUUAUCCCGGUGUUUAGUCUAUGGUACGAGCUGGCGACUACCGGGAGAGAACAAAAAAAUCUCUCCCAUUGUAAAACUACAGCUGUAGUAAAGAUGGCUGCUAGUCCUGAAUGGGGCUAGCCCGUUACCAAACCCUUUAUGAAUGAAUUAAACAAUGUAAGAAAAUUAACCAAAGUGAACAUUGUCAGCUUAUAGUCAGGCCACUAUGGUAUUUUUAAGCCAUUAAUUACACUGGAGUUAUAUUGUCACGAACAAUGGCAUUGGCACUAGAGAUUAUUUUCUACCAGCAACUCUGUGUCCCCCCUCUCUGUACUGUAUGUAAUCUGUAAUUUCAAAAAUACUCCAGAUUGGGCCUUUAAUGUGUGAUCAUGAUGUGACUCACUGUUCGUAUGUGCCUAAAAACAGCUAACACUGUAUCUCAUUGGAGUAUACAGUAGGUUUGUAUUAUUUGAUUACUUUAUUAUUCUAAUGCAGUAGAGAGUGUAAAUGAGAAUAACUCUACCUAUUAAGGGGCCCCACACAUGCUCAGUUCUGCCUAUUUUUGGGUCAUUGUUUUUGUUUAAUGAGUUUGGGCUCAUUUAUAACCCAUAGGGACAUGUAGCACAUUAACGGUAAUGCAGAACAGGUCCAGCUAUACAGACACCUGUUAACACUGUGACUACAGAAAACAAGAGGCAGACCUGCAGAAAAACAAAACUUGCUUAGUCAAAUUCACUUUCUUUCCAUAUUGUAAACCAGGAUCACAUACUGUAUACAUGCACGCACCACAAUUUAUUUUGUCAAAAUCAAUCAAGCGUGUGGGUGAAAAAAUAGCAAUAUUAAGCAUUAUAAAACAUUUUAUGUUUCUGAAUGUAACUGUAAAAUGGGUGACUUGAAAUAUCCAAAUGUUGGUUCUAAAGAACAAGAGACUGAACUUGUAUCACAGUUUGUUGCUAAAGGGAGGUUUUUGGUAUCACUGACUCAGUUCCAGUGUCCACCCCAGGGAACGCCCAGACAUCUUCUACACUUUCCCUAAAUCUUAUCAAGCUAUAUUUGAAAAGAGAGCAACACUAAGUUUUACUAACCCAGAUUUGAAAUCUGACUCAUUACGAUCGAUCCCUUGUAGCCCCAUGCUGAUCACGCAGGUGUCGGUUAUCGUCUGAAGUUGGACAUUGGGACUGGGCCACUGACUGUUUGUCUGACCGGAAGUGAAUGAAAGGACAAAAUGGCUGGCUAUGAUGCUGGCAGUGAUCUGUUGAAAUCCUUAAUGAUUAAGGGGUUAAACUAGCAAUGUUAUUGAGUGGCAGAUUAAUAAUCAUUAAAUAUAUUUAUUAAAUCCUUAGAAGCACGCAUACCUGAAGGUCCAUUGUAGAUGUUUAGGUGAAGAACUUUUGCAGAUUGUAUUUAUAUUUUUAACAGUCGCACUGACGUUUUAAAUCCUUUUUCAUUGGACAGUUUGUGUUAGCUAGUAAAAUGGCUUCAAAGGACUAUUUCCAUUUAAAAGAAUGGGUACAGUUAGCGGUCUACAAGCUUACAACGCAUUGAUGCUGUCCAUUGCUUUAUAACAGUUGCACAUUUCGGGUGGCCGGGAGAUUUACAGUAUUUAAGAAUGAUACCAAGUGCUAAGACUGAAGCAACAAGAAGUUGGUGUGUGUGUGUGUGUGUGUGUGUGUGCGCUUGCUGUUCUGUGUGUCCACUGAAUCAUCUGAAUGUAAGUUAUUACAAACAGUAAUCCUGCUGUAGGGCCAUAUACUUGUGUACAGUAUGUUGAUUUAUCUUCAGUUUGUGUUGACCUCAGAAGGGAAACUAUUAUUACAUUGUAAAUGUAUGCAACACAUAUAUUCAUGCUAACUUUUUUUUUUUUUUUUUAAAGAAACCGUAACAGUAGAACACAAAUACAGGGAAUUAUGUUGUUUAUUUUCAGUAUAAACUUUUCUGUUCAGGGACUGAAGUGUUCUAUUCUACAGAACAGACUGUACCGUCAAUAAAAAUGAAUACAUGAA